AUGCUAGGAAAGAGGAAGCUAGUUGAGGCCCAGCAACAGAAAAAGAAAAAAAAAUGGAUUGAAGAAUUAGAUGACGAUUCAGAAGAGAUAGAUUUGGAUUGUUUAAACAAUUUAGAUGAAAAUGAAAAAUUUGAUUUAGAAGAGGAGGAAGAUGAGGAAAAAGAAGACCUGAAUGAAAAAGGAAAAUAUCUGAAUAAAAAGGAUUUAGAAGAGGUUGAAAAAGAUGAUGACACAAAUGAAACAAACAAUGAUGGUAGCAUAUGUAAUGGGAAUAAUAAAAAGAAAAAAAGGUAUGACUGGAUGAGUAGCGAUGAUGAAGAUAUAUCGAGUGAUGAGGAAGAAGAAGACGAGGAGAAAUACGAGAAUGGGCGUAAAAAUGGAAGCAAAAAUGAAAGUAAAAAUUUAGAUGAACAAAAUAAAAGUUCGGGAGAUCAUAAAGAAAGUAGUAGUGACACAAAUAGGGAAUUAAAUGAAAAGGAAAAUGGAAUUUUAAAUUUAAUAAAUAAUAAGGAGAAUAGCAGUAAUAAUAAUAGUAAUGCAACUAUAAAUAGGGCAGAAAAUGAUAAUUUAGUAAAUGAAGAUAAUGAUACUAAUAAUAACAUCCCGGAAAUUAUUGAUAAUAUAAAUAAAUAUUCAAUAAAUCCAUUGGAUGUAAAACUGGAAGAAAUUGAACAUAUUAUAUCUUUUGUUUAUUUCCAAAACAUUCAUUUUAAUUGUAUUACGGAACAUUUAGUGGAAUUUUUAGAGAAUUAUACAAACAAUAAAAUUAUACAAAUUAAUUCAGAUAAAUCAACCAAUUAUACAAUUAUAUAUAAAUAUGAUGAAAAAAGUAAUGACAAGGUUAUUAUAAAUAAAUUUUCACAUUUUGGGAAAUUAUUUGUUCAUGUGAAAAAUUAUCAAGAUGUUCUUAGGCUACUUAAAUUAAAUGAUACUGAAUUCAUGGGGAGAAUAAUAAAAUCUACACAAGCAUAUAAGAAGAAAAGCAGUUUCUUUAUUUUACAAGCACCAUCCCACUACAAGUACUUUAUCCAAGUUGUAGUUAAUGAAAAAAACAAGAAUAAUUCGAAUUAUGUAUGGAUGAGAUAA
This is a messenger RNA of Plasmodium malariae, 1086 nucleotides long. Its product is annotated as conserved Plasmodium protein, unknown function. Gene Ontology annotation, molecular function: nucleic acid binding. Lineage: Eukaryota; Apicomplexa; Aconoidasida; Haemosporida; Plasmodiidae. The coding region runs from base 1 to 1086 and encodes 361 amino acids. The transcript has 4 exons. The record is from RefSeq and is a predicted model, not a curated record.